AUGUCAGACAUGGUCCCCCUGGAAGAGAGGUACAAGGCCAGCAUGGUCCUGAGUGGAGCAGGAGAUGCCCUGGGCUACAACCAUGGUAACUGGGAGUUUGAAAAGGAUGGAGCGUUCAUCCAUGAGGAAGUGCAGAAGAGAGGAGGUCUAGAGAAGCUGGAUGCCAUAGACUUCCCUGUUAGUGAUGACACCGUCAUGCAUCUGGCUACAGCUGAGGCUCUGGUCAAGUUAGGGUUUGGGGAAGGGGCGUCCCUCCCUGUGCUGUAUCAAGCCAUGGUGGAGAAGUACAUUGUAAGCAUGACAGACAUGGUUGGAAGAGGAGCAGGUAUGUAACCGUUUUUAGUCUUUAUGAAGUGUGUCAUGUUGUGUUAACAUGAGUGGCAAAUGGCAAUAUUUAUGCACACAGGGGCACGGUACACUUAACUUAGAUGUAAAGUCCCCUGUAUAGAGGACCUGCGUGGUUCUGGUAGCGGUUCUGACCGACAUUUUGGCUUAAAUCGUUCUGUGGACACCGUAGAUCGAAACGGCUUGCAUUGAGCGAUAUCCCUGGUUCCCACGGACACAGUAGUAUAUUUUGUGAGCCUUAUCGUAGGAUGUGACAUCUGAAACCACUUUAAGCUGGGAUGUCCCACCUACCAUUUCAUUCGCUCUUCCGACUGUCCAUCAACUCCUGGCUGAACCCUACCUCACAUCCAAAGCACAUGCCUGCAGUCGUUACAUCGUAGCGCAGCAGGAGAGAUGUGUUUCAUCACGACAGCACAUUCAGAGAUGGAUUUAUAGCAAUUAAUCUAAAAUAAAAAACACUUUCCGUUUGUCAUAGAAAGACAGUGAUGAAAGGUGCGUUCCUAAAGAUUUCAGGAAGCCAAGCUAGAGCUCUGUGAGACGUUCACAUCGAUGGGGGCAGACGUUUUGAUCAAGAGAGACCUUUAGAAAAUCUGCACAUUUUCUCUUAACACUAAACAUACAAUUAUUUUUACGUUAAACAUUUUACUAAUUUAGAAGACGGUCUUAUCCAGAGCAACUUACAGUAGAGGGCAUACAUUUUCAUAUUUGUACUUUUUUCGUGCUGGUCCGCUGUGGGAAACGAACCCACUUGUCGCAAGCGCCAUGCUCUACCAACUGAGUCUCAUAGUUAGUCAUUUUAAUAUUUGAUUAUACUAUAUUUAGAAAGCAUAUAAGUAAUUUAAUGUCUUAUUCAUACAGUUUUGUUGAAUAGGAAAUGCAUCAUAUAAAAUGUUUCAUACUUUCAUGUUUUUUUAUCGUAUUUGUACUGUGUAGUUGAGCUUGUGUCCUCAAAAGGGACUACACCUCAGUCAUUUAUAACAAUUUUUACCAGAAAGGUGAGAUUUUAACAUUUAUUUGAGUAUGCAACAUUACUAGUUAUUGAUUAUGGCCCUAUCAUAAAAAAUAAUUACUUUUGUGGAUGACGUAGAUUACAUUUUCGAUUACAUUUAGUUACAUUUAACUGGUUUUAAACCAACAUGUUGAUCUUCAUUAAAUUCAAUACUUAUACUCUCUCUGUCUCCGCUGUAGGCAUCACCUGCAUCAACAGCGUUACAAUGCACAGACAGAGAACUGACCAGGGCAUUAAGAUUCCCUUCAACAAGUGGGGCGGAGGGUGUGGGGCAGCCAUGAGGGCCAUGUGUAUCGGCCUGCGCUUCCCCGACCCUGAGCAGGAGCACCUGCUGAUAGCUGUGAGUGUGGAGAGUGGGCGUCUGACCCACCACCACCCCACAGGCUACCUGGGUGCCCUGGCUGCAGCCCUGUUCACGGCCUACGCAGUGAGGGGCACCUUGCCCGUGGAGGCCUGGGGACACAGACUCAUGGAUGUCCUAGACAAAGCCAAGGAGUACAUCAGGCAUUCGGGCAACUAUGUGGAGCAGAACAUGGAUCACUGGUGAGGCCUUUGUUGUUGUUGGCUGCAGAGGAGGCUGGUGGACGGAGUGGAAAAGUGGGCAGAGUGGAACGGUGGGCGGACUGGAACGGUGUCAAAAACAUGGUUUCCAUGUCUUUGAUAUGUUUGAUACCACUCCAUUCCAACCAUCACAAUAAGCCUGUCCUCCUAUAUCUCUGCCCAACAGCCUCCUUUGGUUGACUGUAUGCAGUUCACACUUCACACCUCAAUGUUAAUUAGUGAAAGUUGUUGUUGUUUAUAAAGAAAUAUGACAUACUGCCAUGAGAUUUUCCAGUUAACACACCAUUGUCUAACACAGAUAUAGGAUCUUAAUUUGUUCCUUUUUUUGUUGCUGAGAAUUUUCCUGAGCUGCAGGAAAUGCAUAUGAGCUUCGUGGUUUACAUAAAUUCACAGAAAACUACAUUAACACCCAGCUAUAUUAACAGUAUUCCACUUUUCAUGUAGCCUCAUUUUACCAGCUAAUAGCCUAACCACCGAUCAGUCAACAUUAUGGACUAAACGAUCAAAUCCUGUUCCUGCAGGAUUCUUUUGCUGCGACAAUUCAGGCCAAAUUAAUUCCUAUAUUUAUGCCUGGGUUUACAAAGUAGAAUGGUGUGUAAGCUUCAUCUGCUUCUGACUAAUCUUAUUUUUCCAGGGACUACUUUGGAAUUCAGUGGAGAGCCUAUUUAGAAAAGAGAGGGAUUUUGGAUGGAAAGAGCAAACUUCAGUUCCCAGAGUGCUACGGAGUGAAGGAGAGGGAGCAUUUCUAUAGGGCGGUGAGCUUCAAGGGUGUGGGUGGCGCCAGUGGGCAUGAUGCUCCCAUGAUAGCUUACGAUGCCCUCCUGAGGGCAGGCGACUCCUGGGUUGAGCUGGCCAAUCAUGGCUUCUUCCACGGCGGGGACAGCGACUCCACGGCCGUGAUCGCUGCUGCCUGGUGGGGCGCACUGUUCGGCUUCAGAGGGGUGCCAGAGAUCAACUACCGGAGUCUGGAGUACCGUGACAGGCUAUCCAAACUAGGUCAACAGCUAUACGAGCUCAGGGGAAAACCUCUUGAUUCUGAGAAAGAGAAAAGCAAAUUAAACCAAUAGAUGGUUAAACGUGAAAUUCAUUACAUUUCUUGCAGAUAAUCAGUAAUUCCAGCUACUUAAACUUUUUUGACACUAAUUUUGCAUCCCUUGAUUUUUGCAUUACAUAUUUUAAAGAAUAUGACUGGAUCUGGAAAGGUUUAUAGAGUACUUAUAAUCUCAAGCUGCAGUCCAACUACUGACCAGGAGAUGGAGCCAUAGGCAUAUGGAGAAUUUGCUCUUUAAUUACGAAAAUGUUCUGUUAUGGCAACAUCUUUUUUUUUAUUCCAGCCUAUAAUCAAACCUUCACUAACAUACAUUAAUGCUACAGUUGUUGUGCUAUUAUUGUAGCAUUUUAGCUAUGGCAGAGUGUAAAAAUUGAUUUAUUUACUUCAGAUUAGACUGAUGUUAUUGUGUACAUCUUCAAAAUGAAGACUACAAGUACAGUGGUUACCAGAGGGUGGCAGUGUAACUUAACAAAUCUCUCUCUCUCUCUCU
Messenger RNA from Coregonus sp. 'balchen', 3456 nucleotides. The record is from the annotation of a GenBank genome assembly. Lineage: Eukaryota; Metazoa; Chordata; Actinopteri; Salmoniformes; Salmonidae.